AUGUGCCCAGGAAUCCAGCCAGGACCGAAAGCGUGCCAUAUGAAGCAGAAACCAUUAGGGUAUGACAAGCAUAAGGCAUUGGAGUUAGGGAUUCCUAUUGAGCAGGUUAAAACCAAAAGGAAGUCGAGAACUCCUAGGGUUUCAGAGGAUGAUCAACCCAAGUCGAAAAGACAAAAGCGAGAAAAACACUCCUCUCGGAGUAAGGCAAAGAAGGAAGAAGCCACUCCACCUGUUCCAAUUCCUCCUAAAUCUCCUCAAGAGAAGAAAGAUCCUACUCCACCGCCAGAAACAAUCGUUGUAAAGAAUUCAUUCGAAGAAGACAAUCUGGUUCUCUCUAGAAUCAUCAAAAAGGGUCACUUUCGGUCUCCUGUCAAGCCUAAACCUUCCCCGAAGGAACUCUCUACACCGAAAGUAGCAGACACGAGAGAAGCACCUCCACAGGGGGAAGAAGUUCUAAACGAAGCUCUUUCUGAGGGGGAAGCUCAACCGAAAGCUGUUCUUUCUGAAACUCUCUAUGCUGAUCAAGAUCCAAAAACAUAUCUCGCUUCGUCUCAAGUCCUACAUCCACAAGAACCUACUUUGGCAGAGCAACUUCUUCGUGAGUUGACACAAGAACCUGCUGAUGUAGAAAUGGAGGCCAGUCGCUUAAGUCUUCCACAAGAACCUGGUUCGCCAGAAAAGACGAGAGGAGCAACUGCUGAAUUGGUUGAUGAGAUAUCUCUGCCACAAGAACCUACCAAUGCAGAGCAGGUUAAUCUGACACAAGAACCUGCGUUGGUAGAAGAGACAGCUGUUGUACCGGUCGUAACUCCCGUUAUCCCGAAUCUCUCUGUUCCAGCUACCAAAGCACCAACACCAGAUCAGAUUCUCCGAGCAUCCAUUGAAAGCGAUUAUCAACGAGUUCUGCAGUGGCAAAAGUGGCGCACUGCUCCUCUAAGAACUUUUCUUGAAACCUUUGAAGCUAUGCAAGACGAGGAAGACUUUGCACUAAAAUGGGUUGGCACGGAAGAUGUUUACAAAGCUCUGCCCACCAUUGGAUCCAACCGUGGAAGAAGAAAUGAAGCAACUUCGAAAGAAGACGAAAGUGAUGAGAAUGAAGAAGAAGAUGAUGAUGAUGUUGACGAUGCCGAUGACGAGCAUGAUGACAACGAUGAUGAUGAUGAUGACAAUGAUGAUCAGCUGGGUAAUGCAGAUGUUCAGGAAGCCGAUCCCGAAGACAGUGAUCCAAUUUUGAUCGGUCCUGAUUAUGAUACUUUUCCACAAAGAUCUCCCUUAAGGAAACUACCUUCUGACAGUGAUGACCCGAAAGAAGCUUCAAAUGAACAUCCCGAAGAUUUGUCUCGUGCCAUAGUUCCACAUGUCCAACUCAUGGACGAGACUUCGAUCAACAAAAGAGAAAGAAAUUGUGCGUGA
Messenger RNA from Ipomoea nil (Japanese morning glory), 1413 nucleotides. RefSeq names its product trigger factor-like. The record is from RefSeq and is a predicted model, not a curated record. Bases 1 to 1413 code for a protein of 470 amino acids. The transcript is spliced from 2 exons. NCBI's taxonomy places the organism in Eukaryota, Viridiplantae, Streptophyta, Magnoliopsida, Solanales, Convolvulaceae.